Arachis duranensis is the source of this 1959-nucleotide messenger RNA. RefSeq names its product proline--tRNA ligase, cytoplasmic. The record is from RefSeq and is a predicted model, not a curated record. The coding region runs from base 227 to 1759 and encodes 510 amino acids. The transcript has 13 exons. Lineage: Eukaryota; Viridiplantae; Streptophyta; Magnoliopsida; Fabales; Fabaceae. Gene Ontology annotation, biological process: prolyl-tRNA aminoacylation. Gene Ontology annotation, molecular function: proline-tRNA ligase activity; ATP binding. Gene Ontology annotation, cellular component: cytoplasm; aminoacyl-tRNA synthetase multienzyme complex.
AAUGUAGUAGUAGCCAUAGAAACUGUAAACAGAAUUGGGAAUAACACUUCACUGUAAAAAAAAAAGGAAAUAAUAAUUCCUGAGAGAAAGGCGCGAUUUAUCUGAAAGAAGAAAACCUAGUAGCCGCUGAAAGCGAAAACCCUAAAGAGACUCACGCCACAAAAUCGCUCUCGCGCGCUUUGUCCCCCUCCGGCGGCAUCUCGGCAAUAGGUUCUCGUCGUUCAGGAUGGCGGGGAGUGAAGCGAAAAACUCUGGCUCAAAGCAAUCUGGUGCGAAGAAGAAGGAGGUGAAGAAAGAGACUGGAUUAGGACUCACGAAUCGCAAGGCUGAUAACUUCGGAGAGUGGUAUUCCGAGGUGGUUGUUAAUUCCGAAAUGAUUGAGUACUAUGACAUUUCUGGCUGCUACAUUCUGAGGCCUUGGGCAAUGGCAAUAUGGGAGAUCAUGCAAGGAUUCUUCGAUCCUGAAAUAAAGAAGAUGAAAAUCAAGAAUUGCUACUUCCCUUUGUUUGUGUCUCCCGGAGUUUUGGAAAAGGAGAAGGAGCACGUUGAGGGAUUUGCACCAGAGGUUGCUUGGGUGACAAAGUCUGGAAAAACCGACUUAGAAAUUCCGAUUGCCAUUCGUCCAACUAGUGAAACUGUCAUGUAUCCAUACUACUCCAAGUGGAUUAGGGGACACCGUGACUUGCCUCUGAAACUUAAUCAGUGGUGUAAUGUUGUUAGAUGGGAGUUCAGCAACCCCACACCAUUCAUCAGGAGUCGAGAGUUCCUUUGGCAGGAAGGACAUACUGCUUUUGCAACCAAGGAAGAGGCAGAUGUUGAGGUUCUUGAGAUAUUAGAAUUAUAUAGGCGCAUAUAUGAAGAGUUUUUAGCCGUUCCUGUCAUUAAGGGUAAGAAAAGUGAGAUGGAGAAGUUUGCUGGUGGACUUUACACUACCAGUGUUGAGGCAUUUAUUCCAAACACUGGACGUGGAGUACAAGGUGCUACUUCUCAUUGUCUUGGCCAAAAUUUCGCUAAGAUGUUCGAGAUAAACUUUGAAAAUGAAAAGGGAGAAAAAGCAAUGGUCUGGCAAAACUCAUGGGCCUAUAGUACUCGAACUAUUGGGGUGAUGGUGAUGGUUCACGGUGAUGACAAGGGAUUAGUGCUUCCUCCUAAAGUGGCCUCAGUCCAAGUUAUUGUGAUUCCGGUGCCUUACAAAGAUGCUGAUACUCAAGGAAUCAUUGAUGCCUGUACUGCAACUGUAAAUACAUUGUGUGAAGCAGGUAUUCGUGCUGAGUCAGAUUUUAGAGAUAACUAUUCUCCUGGAUGGAAGUAUUCACACUGGGAAAUGAAAGGUGUUCCUCUUAGAAUUGAAAUUGGGCCAAAGGAUUUAGCAAAGAAGCAGGCUAGAGCUGCUCGACGUGAUAAUGGAGCAAAAAUAGACAUUGCAAAUGACAAUUUGGUUGAUGAAGUUAAGAAGUUACUUGACACUGUUCAACAGAACCUUUUUGAUGUUGCAAAACAAAAACGAGAUGAAUGCAUUGAGGUUGUACAUACUUGGGAUGAAUUUGUACAAGCUUUGAACCAAAGAAAAAUGAUAUUAGCUCCUUGGUGUGACGAGGAGGCGGUGGAAGCUGAUGUUAAAGCAAGGACAAAGGGUGAGAUGGGAGCAGCUAAGACACUUUGUAGUCCUUUUGAUCAGCCAGAACUCCCAGAAGGUACCAAGUGCUUUGCCUCAGAAAAACCUGCUAAGAAAUGGUCAUAUUGGGGCAGAAGUUACUAGAUGACUAGUUUGUGAUACUUUUUUUUUAUAUGGAUGGGUGUUAAUGGUGCCCUGUCUGGAUUUGUUGAGCACACACCAGUUUUAGUUUUUCCAAUUGGUUAUUUUCUUUUUCAGCUGUCGGUUGUUCGAUGAUUUUGUACUACAUAUUACUUAAAAAACUGCAGUUAAUUGAACAUGGCAUCAUUUUCUUGACUCACUGA